Molecule: messenger RNA, 495 nt
Organism: Lichtheimia ornata
Lineage: Eukaryota; Fungi; Mucoromycota; Mucoromycetes; Mucorales; Lichtheimiaceae
Product: peptidyl-prolyl cis-trans isomerase A1
Exons: 5
Coding region: 1-495 (164 amino acids)
Biological process (GO): protein folding; protein peptidyl-prolyl isomerization
Molecular function (GO): peptidyl-prolyl cis-trans isomerase activity
Source: RefSeq, a predicted model, not a curated record
AUGUCCAACCCUAGAGUCUAUUUCGAUGUCGCAGCCGGAGGCAAGCCUCUCGGUCGCAUCGUAUUUGAACUUGCGGCCGAUACAACCCCACGCACCGCUGAGAACUUCCGUGCUCUUUGCACUGGCGAGAAGGGUUUCGGUUACAAGGACAGCAUCUUCCACCGUGUCAUUCCCCAGUUCAUGCUUCAAGGUGGUGACUUCACCAACUUCAACGGCACUGGUGGCAAGUCCAUCUAUGGCAACAAGUUCGCUGAUGAGAACUUCACUCUUAAGCACACUCAACCUGGUCUCCUUUCCAUGGCCAACGCUGGUCCCAACACCAACGGCUCCCAAUUCUUCAUCACCACUGUCCCCUGCCCCUGGUUGGAUGGUAAGCACGUUGUCUUUGGCAAGGUCGUUGAAGGUAUGGACAUCGUUCAGGCCAUUGAGAAGUGUGGCAGCCAAAGCGGUCGCACCACCAAGGAAAUCAAGAUCACCAACUGUGGUCAACUCUAA